Rotaria socialis is the source of this 705-nucleotide messenger RNA. The record is from the annotation of a GenBank genome assembly. Lineage: Eukaryota; Metazoa; Rotifera; Eurotatoria; Philodinida; Philodinidae.
AUGGGUUUAUUGCAUUAUAUUCUCCAAAAUGAUAAUCGAUGUCAUUGUCGAUCACGAAAGCAUAAACGCUAUUUACAUUAUCGUAUAGUAGAAGAUAAUCAACGGAAAUAUGUGUUUGGUGAUCGUCCUUGUACGAAUGAUCCUUGUCGCAAUCGACAUUCAAGUAAUGGUGAAGCUUUCCACGGUAAAAACUAUCAGCCACAGGUACGUUGGGCCGCGUUCAGCACUCGUGAUCCUAAGGCGAUAUGCAUUGGUUUUCAUACCACUACGUCUGAAGCAGCAGUCUCUACUGUUCUCAGUGAAUUUAUAGCAAGUAAAAGAGGAUUAUUGGGUAAGGGUGUGUAUUUUGCUCGAUCUAUAGCAGAUACGAUUGGUAAAACACAACAUGAGGGUGGUGCUUGCAUCAUAGCUGAGAUUCCAAUCCGUCAAAUAUUUGAAUUCGAUAAAAAGACGAUCUAUCAAGUUGGGAAAGAUGCACAUCGUGCCAUGAACUUGCGUAACUUUGUACAAAUUUCUGCAUGGCAUGAAGAUUAUGAUACAUGUUACAUGAGUUACGAACAAGAGAACAAAGACGAAUAUUGCAUUGAAAAUCCGGUGAAACAAACUAUUAGUUGGGUUGUGGUGAUUGAUAAAUUAAAAAAUCUCAAAGUUGUACGAUAUGAUCUUGACACUGAAGUUGACUCAACAAAAUGCUAUCGUAUUUAA